This is a messenger RNA of [Torrubiella] hemipterigena, 2065 nucleotides long. The record is from the annotation of a GenBank genome assembly. Lineage: Eukaryota; Fungi; Ascomycota; Sordariomycetes; Hypocreales; Clavicipitaceae.
CUGUAAUUGAUGAUCCCCAAUCGUACGACAGCGCCCAUCCCAUCUCACCAUCCGGCUUCUCACAGCCAGAGCCGCCGUGUAAUUCCAAUUUGUCUUGGCCAUGGGGAAAUUACUAAACGACGUGUUCUCCGUAGGAUUAUUUCCACGCUGUGCUCCCCUAAGCUGUCGUCUCCCGCGCAUUGUUUGCCGUAUCCUGCCGCUGGCACCAAUUCCAUUUCCGGCCAAGAUUGUCCCCCAAAAGGCCGCUAACACGACGAUCUUAUUCAGGCACCUAACGCACCACCGCCAGCUGGCAGCAGAAUCUCGUACUUUUUUUUGGUCAACGGUUUCUUCUCCUCCAUCUUUUUUGUCGUCCGUGUAUCGUGUUUCUUGCCUGCUUCUGCUUCAAUUGCGCCGCCGCGCUCCAUUAGAACAAUGUAUCUGUCGCAUCUCCUCCGCCUUGGGGCCCUAGCAUCUGUCGUCAUUGGGGUUGCCGCCGACGAAGCGCCCAAGCUCGGUGACGUCCUUGCAAACCACGCAAACCUCACCACAUUCAACAACCUUCUACGCAAAUUCCCUUCGCUUCUUCUCGAGUUGCCCAGCUCCGGCGGCGUAACCAUUAUCGCACCCUCAGACCAAGCGUUCAAAAACAUCCCCUACACAGCUCUCAACGGCGUCUGGAACACCGACAAUGAAGACAUUACCCUCAACCUGCUGCGCUACCACGUCCUCCAGGGUACCUUGGACACCACCUCUGUCAAGUCUGGCCCUACCUUCAUGAAGACGAGCCUACUCACGAGCACCAAGUACACCAACGUCACGGCCGGCCAAAACGUCCUCUUCACCGUCCAAUCCGACAAGACCGUCAUCUUCACCUCCGGCCUCGGCAACCGCUGCACCGUCGUCGACAAGGACGUCGCCUUCCAAGGCGGUAUCAUCCAGGUCAUCGACAACCUACUGAUCCCACCCGCGCUGCUCGACAAGACCGCACAAGCCUUCCAGGCCACCUCCUUCCUUGGUGCCCUCUACGCUGGCAAGCUCAUGCCGGGCCUGGAGUACCGCGACGGCGUCACCAUUUUCGUUCCUAGCGACAUGGCCAUGGGCAGCGUCGGCGGCACCCUCGAGAAGCUCAGCACCAGCGCCCUGUCUCGCGUGGCAGGAUACCACGUUGUGCCUGGCCAGGUCCUUAACCUCGAGAACAUGGCCAACAACACGGUGCUGAAAACGCUCGGCAACAGUACCCAAAACGUCAUCACUGUCCGCCAGUCGGGUAACAACAAGUAUGUCAACUCGGCGCAGAUUGUCCAGCCGGAUAUCCUGCUUGCCAACGGCAUCAUGCACAUCAUCUCCGACGUGCUGAACCCAGACUCGCCUGCCGUCCCGAACCCGAGCCAGGCUACGCAGCCGCCCGUGUUUGACCCCAGCAAGGUCGACCAUCCGUUCACGUCGGCGCUGCCUUGCUCGACAAACUGCCCCGUGACAGACUCUACCAGCGCAACAGGCAGUGCUGCCUCUUCCACCACCAAGACAAAGGGGCCAUCUACAACAAGCAGCAAUGGUCAUGGUCCUAAGAACACUGCUCACGUUGGAGCAGCAGCCGCACUGGGCGGUGCUAUUGGCCUCGUGCUAGCCUUGUAAUGAAGAGGAAGGGGGAGAUGCGCCGCAUCGUUAAUGAAUCAUGUCUCUUUUUCUCGCUCUUUGCUGUUCAUUUAUUUCUUAGAUAUCUAUUUGUUUCCAGACUACUGUCCAUAUCUGCAAAGCUAAUAUUUAAAAAAUUCACCUUGGACAUUAUCAAUCAAUAGCAAAUCCCAAUUCCAUUAAAACGCCUCCGUCAGUCAAUCAUAAACUGACAAUAUCGUCAUCAUAGUGUACAGUGCAUACAAUCCGUGCCGUAGCGACACUCUAGUUGUCCUCCUUCAUCGGGCUAUGGGAUCUUCUGUCCCCAUUAUCAAAGCUCCUGCUGCUGCUGCGCGAGUGUCGUCGAGGCGGUGUAUAGGAUCGCGAGCGAGACCUCGACCGUGAGCGGCUCCUGUACUGGCCACCACGGGGGCCAGAGCCGUUUCCACGAGGAGAACUAGAUCGUGGU